Molecule: messenger RNA, 2436 nt
Organism: Schizosaccharomyces japonicus yFS275
Lineage: Eukaryota; Fungi; Ascomycota; Schizosaccharomycetes; Schizosaccharomycetales; Schizosaccharomycetaceae
Product: GTPase regulator
Exons: 4
Coding region: 1-2436 (811 amino acids)
Source: RefSeq, a predicted model, not a curated record
AUGUCUUCUGCUGCAUCACGCCGUGGAACAAUUGCUAGAAUUGAUGUAAACAUCACCUCUAGUGAUAAUCCCCGGAGUAGAAUUCCAAAUAUCAAUCGCCUUUGGUUUCGCUAUGUUUCGUUUCAUUUGACGAUUAAAUAUUGGGUGGAAACACUAGUCCGCCUUGAACCGAUGAGUCAGAAAGCCUUCAAUCUUUUACUGAAGAAUGGGAGCAUAUUCUGUCGCAUAGUAAUUCUUUUUGAUCCUUCACUCAUGAAGAAAUACGAUAUCAAUGCUUGUGCCAAGGAGAGGCGUUUGUCCUUUGCCAAUAUGUUUCUCGAGUUCUGUAGCACAAUUGGUAUAAAAGACGUAUUGCUACAAUUACGAAAGGUGAUCGACUUUGGUGAUCAGUUCCUCGAACGUUUUCCGGCUUUAUGUCGUGGUUACUUGUUUCGCAAACAUAAUCGUCAAUUUUCUGACUACCGUGUCCGAGUGCCAUCUGGAAAGAUGAUAGAAUUGCUGCUUAAGACUACUACACAUCUUCCCAAGAGAGAAACUGCUAAAGUGGAGAUUUACAUGCAAACAGCAUACAAAAUUAAUUUGAAGAAUGUGAAUCUGUUUGUUCAAUCCUACAAUAUACUAGCGACGAGUGAUGUUUACAAGCCUGGAGCCACAACUUGCAUUCCCCAUUCCUCGACUCUGAUUCCUGCAACAGACUUUAGCUGUCCAGCUCUUUACAACAACAUGGUUUUCGCUUUACAAGAAUCUCCGACUAUAGCUGCUAGCUUCUUUAAAGCACUUUUUUCUAACAAGAGCUCGAACUUAACGAAUCAAGAGGCAAAUAUUCUUAUCGCAAAGCUAUUUAAUUUUGGCUUAACAGAAUUUGAUCGCCAAUGUUUUACUAAAGCUAUUAUUCAAAUGAUUAAGGAUUCAAUUUGCUUACAGGACCAAAAAACCACAGAGAACCAAGUACGUUGGGCAGCUCGCGUUUUCAAAAUUGUUAUCAGCCCGCAAUUUUCAAAGUUUUACUACUCUUACUUGGCUGAAAUUGCUUAUGAACCAUCUCUUAUUUUCCCGAAGUCAUGUAAUGACAACUUUAGCUUCAGACGUACUUCCUUCUUUCUGAGUUACCUGCGAGACAAUCGUUGUUUCCUUCCCCGGGAACUUAUUCAAGUGCUGCAUUCCAUACAAAAUGACCUUAAAGGUGUCCCUCAAAGCGAAAAAUCAUAUCUUGAACGCCUAUUUCUUUACGAACAAUUCAGUGCUGUUUCUCUCAUUGCGAGUAUAAAAUCACAGCCUGAUGCAUCUUCCACUUUGGCAGUUGAGAUGCAGAGACUGUUGAAAGAAUGCCUCCUCCGUAACUCGAAAAGAGAUUCGCACAAAGAACUUUCGGUACUGUGUGAAAAGAUCAUUAAAUUACUAUGCAACGACAAGCCCGUAUACCCUUCCUUAAAAUACGCCGACCGUUAUAUUUGUCUUACGAAGCACGACCUUUUCUGCUUGCACGAUGCUUUGCUUAACUCAUUUCGUGAGCAAGCAUUUGCAAAUGAACCAGCCUUUGAGUCGCUCAUACUUAAAUUGCCCACUUAUACUUUUAACGCGUUUCAGAGGAAUCACAUGGUUACUCUCCGAGUCAGCCAUGAAGUUGUGAAUUGCAAAACUCUCUGUUCCGUCUCGGGUGUCUUCUUAACGAUCGCGAAUAUAUGCUCUCUCUUUUGUCAGUAUCGAACAAAUGGAUCAUUUAACUGCCGAGUUUGGAUGGAUCCUACACCAAUUGAAGAAACUGAAUGGCGGUAUUCGGAAAGCAAACUUGAUUACAAUCAUUACUGGGAUAAAAAUUCUACAACUAGCGAUUCAGGCUUGGAGCCCAAACUGAAUUUUCGCUCUAUGGUCGGAUGUCAACAACUACUUAUUGACUUGAUGAGUUUUAUUAGUAAUAUGCAGAAAGUCAAAGUUGAUAAAUACAACUUGCUAAAGUUUCUAACGCACAAUGUCAUGUCUGAAUUCGACUAUAAGGAAAAUGUCAAGAUUGCUAUCCGCAAGCUAGCGGAACACUGCAAGAAAUUGGACAAGGCCUUCCUGUAUCAUGAGGGCUGCGCCAUGGACAAGCAGAAAAAAGCAGCAUGGUUGGGAGGAAAAUCAACAAAAUCAGCCUUGAGAACAAGCUCCAGCGUUAAUGAGGUUAUCCGUUGUUUUCCUGAAAUCCGACCGGGCGACAUCCUCGAUGUGAAAAGAACUGCUGACGGAUCCAACUAUAAGUUUAUUCUGGUGGAACAACAUCGCAAUGUAAAGACUGAGAUAGUUAGGAUGGAUGCACUAUUUCAGGCGGCAUCCAGCGGACAAGUUACCUUCCCACUUUUAGGACUUUUGUUCGAUACAGCCGGCCUAUACAGCUGGACCCAAAGUGAAUUCGAAACAAACGGACACUCGCUCCCCAGCGGUGCCGUUUCAAACUAG